Uranotaenia lowii is the source of this 1869-nucleotide messenger RNA. Its product is annotated as ovochymase-2-like. Gene Ontology annotation, molecular function: serine-type endopeptidase activity. Gene Ontology annotation, biological process: proteolysis. NCBI's taxonomy places the organism in Eukaryota, Metazoa, Arthropoda, Insecta, Diptera, Culicidae. The coding region runs from base 369 to 1796 and encodes 475 amino acids. The record is from RefSeq and is a predicted model, not a curated record. The transcript has 7 exons.
AGAUCUCCAGUGAAUAAUUUUUCGAUCUCAACGUAAAUGCUCAGUGAAAAGUGUGUUAAAAUAAUGACUAAAAUGUUUAAAUUUCUAGUGCUAUGUGUGUUAAGCUUACAUUACACUGUAGUGAAUUGUCAAGAUAACUUCAGUCGACUGCCUGCUCCUGAUUACUUCAAAAGAGACAAUAUAUUUGAUUGCGAAUCAAGGUUCUACUCAACAAAGCCGUCAGUCAACAAGUUUGAUAGAAAAAUAAUUACCAUUAAAUCGGCAGAUUAUUCUAAAAAUUCUUGAAAUUUAUAACGAAAAUUUCAGUUGAUAAAAAUGAUCCGGCUGUUUUCGGUGGAUUUCGAGUAUUCAACGGUGAAUAUCAACAUAUGGCCGCUAUUGGAUGGAUGCUGGAAAAUAAAGUGCAAUACCUGUGUGGAGGAACGUUAAUCACGGAAAAAUUCGUUCUUACUGCAGCUCACUGUGUGAUACCGAUUGAAGGAGUCCCGCCUUCCAUCGUAAGACUGGGUGACACCGACCUCGGUAACUCGCAGUACGACUUUGAGGCGCAGGAAUUCUCAAUUCUGCGAAUCAAAAGGCAUCCGCAGCAUCGAUUCGCCCAGCGCUACCACGAUCUAGCUCUAAUUGAACUGAACGGAACCGCCCGAUUUACUCAGGAAGUUUGUCCGGCGUGUCUGUGGCUGGAAGAUGAAGUCCCCAAAGGGCCGUUGUUUAUUGUAGGAUUUGGCGAGAAGGAAUUCGGUGGAGGACCCAGCGAUACGCUUCAACAAGGACAGGUUUCGCCGAUGCCGCUGGCUGAAUGUGUAGGACUGUUUGAAAUCGAUCGAAGAAUUCCCAACGGGUUGAUAGAGAGUCAAUUCUGUGCGUCAAAUCCGGUAAUGGAUACGUGUCAGGGUGAUUCAGGAGGUCCCAUUGAAGUGCGAAGGAUCGACUUUGCAGAUCGUCAAUUUCCAAUGGUCGUUGGAGUAACAUCAUUCGGAACACCUUGCGUUAAUGGUUCAAAAGGAGUUUACACCAAGGUGUCCUACUAUCUGGAUUGGAUUGAGCGUGAAACUAAUGAGUCUUUCAGCUAUGACACAUGUCAAAAUCGCUGCAAUAUUAGACAAACGGGAGCAAAUGCCGUAGGGUAUGAGACCAUGCCAGGAAUAGUGCACCUUCUGAUCAAUGAAUCAGCUGAUAGCUUCUACAACUGCACUGGAGCAUUAAUUGAUGAUAGAUUUGUGCUUACGUCAGCAUCCUGCGCAAAAUAUUUGGAUAAGAAUGCAUCACACAUACACAUCCCUAGAAGAGAAGAAAUUAUACAAAUUGAUGAAAUUUUCAUUCAUCCUUUGUACAAAACCGGAAAUUUGUCGAAUGAUGUAGCCCUCAUAAAAAUGUCAAAAUACCUUGAGCAGAAUGCCACCAUCAAACCAGUUUGCUUGUGGAACAAGGAUUUGCCCGAUAAUGGAUCCUCCAAAUUUGUGCUGAAAUCCAACACCCAUAAAGAUCUUAGGCCUGAUAAAUAUUUUACUAAAUCUUUUUGGGGAUCUGAUGAACAUUGUUUAGAUCAAGAGGCCGUCAAUGAGCUGUGUAUCGAGAAUGAAACUCCAUUCAUUCCUAGCAUUUGUGAUAUAUUACCUGGAGGACCAAUCCUGGAUAGUCGAGAUGGAUAUAUACCAUUUUUGUAUGGAAUUGUUUCUCAUAAAAGUAAAGGAUGUGACCAGAGGCUGUACGGAUCCCGCAUAAGGCCACACUUGGAUUGGAUUGAAAGCAUCAUUUUUAAAAUGUGGCUCAACGAUGAGUACUUAUUCUCCUGAUUUAAAUUAAUUCCCAACAGAACAUACCAUCAUCCAUCACCUUUCAUUUUUAUAUUGCUUUAGUGGUAUAAAC